Messenger RNA from Aspergillus heteromorphus CBS 117.55, 608 nucleotides. RefSeq lists its product as uncharacterized. The transcript has a single exon. NCBI's taxonomy places the organism in Eukaryota, Fungi, Ascomycota, Eurotiomycetes, Eurotiales, Aspergillaceae. The coding region runs from base 195 to 530 and encodes 111 amino acids. The record is from RefSeq and is a predicted model, not a curated record.
UCGAGGAUGUCGGGGUUGUGCAACUUCCACUCAAAUUCGGCCGCUAUCCAGACAGUGAGCUCCCCAGAACAGAGCAGCUGCAUGGCCGGGUUAGCGGAUGGAAUAGGAUGCGGAAUGAGGGAAGGGGGGGGGGUUCACCAAGCCUGUCCCGUUCUCAUGGAAGAUAAUAUUACUUGAUUCAUUGUGCCAGAACCAUGUCUCUCCGAAGAGGAUCGAACGGAGGGUUUCGGGUGAGGUCAUUGGGUUCUUGUGGUGGAUUGCUUGGGUGGUGGUGGCCAGAAUUAACAAUUCUAGCUGGUGGUGUUUCUGUGGGACCAGGUAGUAGUAUUUUGGUUGAUGAGUUUGGUAGGGAAAAGGUGGAAGAGCUUUGCGAAGGUAGAGGUUGGAGAAUUAAAUCGAGAAGGCUGGCUUUGUUAUCCGUAAAGCUGUCUUACCUCAUGCUCAGAGCGGGCCGGGGGUCUAACAGGCAGCCACCACCCAGCUUUAUGCCUCCGGUCUUCCAGGGUCCGGAGAGACACGUGGUAGGUUAAGUCCGUUGAUGUACAUAAGUAGUAGUACCUGCCGUCACACUGACUCACCGAGGGCAUGCAUACUCCUUACCUUGACCG